AUGAUGGAGAACUUAUCUUCAAUCGUCGAAGCGUUAAGCAAAACAUUCAGCCAAGUAUCGACGCUGCUCGGCAUACAAUGGGCUCCCAUGGACAUCCCUAUGUCCCGUCGCCUUCAGACCUUUGCAGCUUUCCUCUGGAUCUACCUCAUACUCUUCGGAGAAGCCUUUGCAGUAUAUCUCUUCAUUCGACUGGUAUACUCAAAGUAUUGGUGGGCGGCCAUACUUUAUGGAGUAUGGAUGUUGAAUGAUGUUGAAAUUUGCAACCGUGGUGGACGAUCGUCAGAAUGGGUGAGAAAUUGGAUAUGGUGGCGGUACCUUGCCGACUACUUUCCAAUCAAGCUAGUAAAGACUGUCGACUUGGAUCCUUCUAAGAACUACAUGUUCGCAUGUUUCCCCCACGGUGUUAUAUCCCUUGGAGCCUUUGGCAGUUUCUGCACAAACGCCUUAGACUUCAAAAAACUGUUCCCUGGCAUGACUUGCCAUCUCAUCACUUUAGGAGGACAUUUCCUAGUUCCUUUCUUCAGAGAAUUGGCUUUGGCACUUGGAAUAUGCUCAUCUUCGGAACAAAGUCUUCUGUAUCUAUUAGACAAGAAGAAGUAUGAAGGGAACUGCGCUUGUAUGAUUAUCGGAGGUGCUGCCGAAGCUUUGGAUGCUCAUCCUAAAGAGUAUAAAGUGAUUCUCAGUAGAAGGAAGGGAUUCAUUCGUGUUGCGAUGAAGUCUGGGGCUGCUCUAGUUCCAGUGUUUUCUUUCGGCGAGACGGAUCUGUUCCGUCCCCCGAACAACCCUGAGAACAGCCUGCUUCGUAGAUUCCAGGAAAAAGUGCGUCAGAUCACUGGUAUCUCCCCGAUGUUUCCCAUGGGGCGUGGAUUGUUCCAGUAUUCUUAUGGCGUACUGCCGAUCAGGGCGCCUGUCACUACUGUUGUUGGUGCUCCAAUGGAAGUGAAAAGGAACUUGGAGCCGACAAACGAAGAGAUAGACGCCGUGCAUGCAGAGUUCACACAGCGACUCCAGACUCUCUUUGAAACGGAGAAGGUGAAAUACCUGAAGUACCACGAGGAAGCGAGGCUAGUCAUCACAUAG
Messenger RNA from Spodoptera littoralis (African cotton leafworm), 1080 nucleotides. The record is from the annotation of a GenBank genome assembly. NCBI's taxonomy places the organism in Eukaryota, Metazoa, Arthropoda, Insecta, Lepidoptera, Noctuidae.